This is a messenger RNA of Odontomachus brunneus, 1357 nucleotides long. RefSeq names its product glutathione S-transferase theta-3-like. Bases 235 to 912 code for a protein of 225 amino acids. The transcript has 6 exons. Gene Ontology annotation, cellular component: cytoplasm. Gene Ontology annotation, biological process: glutathione metabolic process. The record is from RefSeq and is a predicted model, not a curated record. Lineage: Eukaryota; Metazoa; Arthropoda; Insecta; Hymenoptera; Formicidae. Gene Ontology annotation, molecular function: glutathione transferase activity.
GUUAGGUUCGAGGAAAUUAUUUUACCUCGUCAUUCUUGAUCUAAAGCUGAUAGUGCAGCUAUCGCGUAUAUAUAUAUGAAUAAGUAGCAAGUAGAUUACGAAAAAUUGGUAGUCGCGAAUGUUACCACGUUACAUACAUAUAAGUAACCACUAGUCAGUCAUCGCGGAAUCGGCAAUUGCCGUCAUCUUCACCGAAUCUUUUGCAAGCAAACCAAUUACUUUUCUUUCCCAAUUAUGUCUUUAAAGUUGUAUUUUGAUUUACUCUCACAACCUUCGAGAGCUGUAUAUAUAUUCCUUAAGGUCUGUAACAUACCAUUUGAACGGAAUAUUAUAAAUUUGAAGAAUCUGGAGCAACUUUCGCCAGAAUAUGAAAAAGUUAAUCCAUUGAAGAAAGUUCCUGCUAUAGAGCACAAUGGUUUCUGCCUUGCUGAAAGUAUAGGGAUCAUGCGAUACAUAAGUAGAGAAUUUAAGGUGGCUGAUCACUGGUACCCAUCUGAUUCUAAACGUCAGGCAAAAGUCGAUGAAUAUCUUGAAUGGCAACAUCUUAAUACAAGACUACAUUGUUCUACGUACUUUUUAGUGCAGUUUCUUUUGCCCCUUAUGAAAGGAAGACCACCCAAGGCAGAAAAAGUGGAAGAAUCUAAAAAUCGUAUGAAUACUUGUCUCGACUUUAUUGAAAAUACAUGGCUGAAAGAUAAUCUAUUUUUAACUGGAGAUACCAUCAGUGUAGCUGACAUACUUGGUGCCUGCGAAAUUGAACAACCACGCUUAGCUGGUUAUGAUCCGAAGAUGGGAAGACCACGUUUGACUGCUUGGAUGGAAAGAGUUGCCAAAGAGACAAGUCCUCAUUAUCAAGAUGCUCACAAAUUUUUAAAUCAAAUGGUUAAACAAGCUGAAACGAGCAAACUUUAAUUUUUUUCUGUAAAUGGAAACAUGUACACAUUAUUCCUUUUAACCAAGAUAUUACAAUUUUUUAUCAUUUCUUGGUAUUUUAACUAUUCUUUAGAUAAAUGUGUCUAAACAUAUGAUAUAUAUUCAAAAAUAAGUUUAUGGAUAAACUAUGUAUUCCAGAAAAUUAUUACUCUUUUAUGCAGGUAUUAUAUAGGUAAAGUUCAUGCCACUUAUCAAUUAUUUUCCAUCCAUUUAUUUGCAUCCAUUAAACGAAUUAUUUGGUGCUGCAAUUUUUUUACAGAUAAAAAUUUUUAUAAAAGUAAAAAAUUUUAUCGAUAAUGAUUUUUACUUCACAUAUACAAUAAUUAAGAAGCAUUAAGACAAAUAUAUACUAAGCGUUAUUUUUCUCAAAGCAACACGUUUUUAGAUAUAUAUUUUAAAAAAUAAAACAUAAUUUCUCAUAUUA